Molecule: messenger RNA, 1020 nt
Organism: Limulus polyphemus (Atlantic horseshoe crab)
Lineage: Eukaryota; Metazoa; Arthropoda; Merostomata; Xiphosura; Limulidae
Product: nucleoprotein TPR-like
Exons: 7
Biological process (GO): mRNA export from nucleus
Cellular component (GO): nuclear pore
Molecular function (GO): structural constituent of nuclear pore
Source: RefSeq, a predicted model, not a curated record
AAAAUGGCGGUUAAUGCGAGUUUAGAGUCUGUGUUAAGUAUAGAUGAAAUCAAGUUAAUUCCCCCCCAGUUAGUGUCAAGGCUUGAAAAUCACUUAAAUCAAAAUUUACAAAACAUCGAAAGUCUUAAAAGUCAAAACAUUCAGUUACGAGCUAGCUCAGAACGUUAUGAAUUCCAAUUUGAAAAAGAACUUUUUGAAAAUCAGAAGAAAGUGAAAGAAGCUGAUGAGUUAAGUGAAAAGUUGAAGUCUCAGUGCUCAAAUUUAGAGGAGAAAUAUUGUCAGAGCCAAGCUGAAGUGGAGAAUCUGAGAGAAACCCUCAGACCACUUCAGAAUGAAUUGGACUCCUUGAAAAGAUUGUGUGAGGAACUGAAGCAAGAUAAAAAUAAUUUCAUCCAACAAUUGGAAAGACAGAAGAAAGAGUAUGAAAAACUUCAAGGUAAGACAUUAAGAUUUACUCAGAAUCAAAACUCAUCCCUGAGGAAUAAUCUUGAGGAGAAGAAUCAGAAGGUAGAGGAUUUGGUAGAGAGGUUGAAGGAAUUGCAGGAUUCACACAACCAGUCUGAUGAAAACUUUCAAGCAGAAAUUAGAGCCCAGACAAAACUGGUUGAACUUUACAAGCAAUCUUAUGAAGACAGUCAGCAGAAAAAUCAGGAACUUCUUCAUACAAUUGAAGAGAUGCACAAGAUGUUAAGAGAAGUUGGGGAAAAUCAUUCUCAGCUGGAACAAAAACUUUCAGAAAAUGAAACAAAGUGGGAAGGAAUCGUGCAUGAGAAGGAACUGGAAGUGCAUAGCUUGAAGAAAGAACUAGAACAUGCUAACGAUCUUCUGAAGAAACCAAAGGGUGUAAGUGAAGAAGGCAUUGAAAAGAUGUUUCCUAUGGCAGCAGCCACCAGUAAGAUCUUACGAACAGGGAUGACGUUGACCCAGGUUUACUCAGAGUUUGUCAGAGCCGAGGAGGAGCUACAGAAGGAAAAGAGUGAAAAACAACAGCUACAUGAACAGCUACAACAGAUUUUAGGA